Mytilus trossulus (common blue mussel) is the source of this 4042-nucleotide messenger RNA. Its product is annotated as atrial natriuretic peptide receptor 1-like. Bases 676 to 3174 code for a protein of 832 amino acids. Gene Ontology annotation, biological process: protein phosphorylation; cGMP biosynthetic process; receptor guanylyl cyclase signaling pathway. The record is from RefSeq and is a predicted model, not a curated record. The transcript has 20 exons. NCBI's taxonomy places the organism in Eukaryota, Metazoa, Mollusca, Bivalvia, Mytilida, Mytilidae. Gene Ontology annotation, cellular component: plasma membrane. Gene Ontology annotation, molecular function: protein kinase activity; guanylate cyclase activity; peptide receptor activity.
AAUUGAGCAAGGGACGAAUAGUAAAUAAUAAGUCUUAAUGUCUUAAUUGCCAAAUAAUGAAACAGAAAUCAAUUAUGUACGAGAUCAAUACUGUUGACAAAUCUUUAACGGGAUAUAUGAUGAUUAAAUAACCACGAGGACUGCAAGUAGGACAUUUGAUAUUCUAGGAUGGAAACCAAUAACUUCUUUAUAGUAGCUUAUAUACAAUUAUGACAAUUUACAUUUAGUGAAAAAAAAAUGUAAAAAAAAAUAUAUAAAGUUAGUUGUAAAUAUGCAAUACCAAUGAUUGAAUAACGUUAUAUUAUUAACGUUGUGAAAUCUGAUCUAUACUAACGACGAUUGAAAUCUCUUAAAAGUGUUAUGGAAAAAUAUACCGAGCUGCAGAAGAACUGCCAAAGUAUUACAACCGAAUAAUGUUUGAAGUGAGGAUAUUUUGUUGGAUUAUACUGACAUGUUUGAUAUCAAACACGUCAGGCUAUCAUUCCUUUGGAAAUGCACAAUACCAUUGUUGGCCAUUAGCAGCUGAUGCAAAUUCUCCAACACCUUUAACGUCUUGCUCUGGCGUCAACAUGCGAUGGGUUGUCCCCCCUCCUUCAGAAAUAGAAGCAGAAACAGAGUUUAACGUCACAUACGAACUCAUUCUUGAUACAACAUUCUAUACCUGGGCUUUUACUAAUGGUUAUUUCGACAACUCAGGACCAACUGGGUCAGGAUUUUCGUAACGAUGAUACGACAGCACAGGCUUGGUGCGAGAAUACGAUCUGUCCGGCUGCAACUAGUGCAGACGAAACUAACUGUUGUGUGCAUCAUGUUAAUGCCCAUUCCUGUCCCCUGGCUGGACUUCCUAACGCUCUGUGUGGACCUUGGAUACCGCCCACUGGUAGUGUAUUUACACACUCUUCGGUACUAGUAGGCCCAGUACAACAGGGAAAUUGGUCAAGUCAUAUUGGCGGACUUUACGAAGAAGGCUUAACAGCGCUUAUAGCUCAUUUCAAAGUUGCUGGCCUACACUUGGCCUUGGAAAUAGAAACUAGGGUACUAUCAAAAACAGAUUGUGGGGAUGGGACAUGUGCCGCUGGAGAGGAUUGUGAGACGUGUCCUAAGGACUGUGGAUCAUGUCCAUUACAGUCAUGGGCGAUCGCCCUGAUUGUUACAUUUUUAGUCCUUGCCGCUACUGCAGCAUGUAUCGUUUUUGGAUAUUUCCGGUAUCAACAAAGAAAGUUGUUAUGGGACGAAUCAUGGAUUGCUAAACACGAUGACAUCAAAGAAGAUGAUGGAUUAAGAGGUGCAUUUGGCAGUAUGAUAAGUGUGAAUUGUACAAGUAACAACGACAUGAGCGGGACAAACAGUAUGGCUAUGUCCGCAACACGAAAACAAGUGUUUGCUAAAACAGCUAUAUACAAAGGUAGAACAGUUUGCGUCAGGAAAAUAAAGAAAAAAGAGUUUUCAUUAACAUCAAAGAUACGAAAAGAAGUUAAAGCUACUAGGGAGUUAGAUCAGUUAAACCUGUGUAAGUUUGUGGCAGGCUGUAUAGAUGUACCGAACGUUUGUAUACUGACAGAGUACUGCCCUAAAGGUAGCAUCAGUGAUGUUCUUAUGAAUGAUGAAGUGCCACUGAACUGGGCAUUCAGGUUUUCAUUUGCAAGCGACAUUGCAAGAGGCAUGAAUCAUUUACAUGACCACAAAAUAAUCCACGGAAGACUAAAGAGUAAUAACUGUGUAGUGGACGAUAGGUGGACAGUGAAAGUCACAGACUACGGACUUACAGAAUACCGGACAAAGGACAAAAUGAUGAUAGACCUUGAUGACGACGAUGAUGAUAAUGAUGAUGAUUAUUACAAGGAAAUGAGAACACAUGUUUAUCGAGCACCUGAGUUAUCCGGACAAUCUUCAUACAUCCCCACUGAAGCCGGAGAUGUUUAUGCCUUUGCUAUUAUAUUGGUUGAAAUAGCAACACGCAACGAUCCAUAUGGUGACGAAGAUGUUAAUGACCUUCCUGUAAACUGGAAACCUCCUGUUCCAGACCUCGACCCAGAAUAUGGAGAUAAAGAUAAUACGUGCCCUUGUCCUGAUGAUUACAUAAAUUUACUGGACCAGUGUUGGGAUACUGUAACGGUAAACAGACCAGACUUUGAUACUAUAAAGAAAACAAUCCAUAGAAUUAAUCCCCACAAGAUGAGUCCAGUAGAUCUUAUGAUGGCAAUGAUGGAGAAGUAUUCCAAACAUUUAGAAUCUAUCGUAGCAGAGAGAACCCAGGACUUAGUACACGAGAAACAGAAAACCGACCGAUUGCUUUACAGCAUGUUGCCAAGGUCCAUUGCUGAUGACUUAAAAAUUGGCAAAUCUAUUGAAGCAGAAUGGUUUGACAGUUGUACAAUUUACUUUAGUGACAUUGUUGGGUUUACAACCAUUUCCGGUGCGAGCACACCAAUCCAGGUGGUUCAGUUACUCAACCAGUUAUAUAUCACCUUUGAUGAUAUUAUUGACAAAUAUGACGUAUACAAAGUAGAAACUAUCGGUGAUGCAUAUAUGGUUGUUUCUGGAAUACCUACAAGGACAUGUUUGCAUGCCCGAGAAAUUUCUAAUAUGUCGUUAGAAAUAGUAGCUGCAUGUAAAGUGUUUGUCAUACCACAUAGGCCUUCGGAACCACUCAAGAUAAGAGUGGGACUUCAUUCAGGUCCUGCCUGUGCUGGAGUUGUUGGUCUAAAGAUGCCACGAUAUUGUUUAUUUGGAGAUACUGUAAAUACAGCAUCCAGAAUGGAAUCAAACGGAGAAGCAUACCGAAUUCAUAUGAGUAAUUUUACAUAUGAAGAACUGGAACACAUGGGUGGAUUUGACUGCGAAUCAAGAGGCACAAUUCCAGUUAAGGGUAAAGGAGACAUGAAGACAUGGUGGUUACUUGGACAUACAAAUGAUUAUAACAAAAUCCAUGAAUCAUUAGACAACCCAGUAAUUCCACAAGGUAGAUUGACACCUAUCGUCAGUUCAAGGGCAGAUGUUUUGGAAGCUGAUAUUCCAGGUAGAUUGGCACAAAUCGACAGUCCACGGGCAGAUAUGUCGGAAGCUGAAAUUCCAGAAUUAGACAAUUCAAGGAAGAUCAGUAACAUCAGCACUUCAAACGAUUCCGGCUAUAAUGAAAAAGCUGACGACAUUCUACCUGAUAUAGACAUGUGAUUUAGUAGACAGAAAUAGACAGCCUGUGUGCAAUGCCUUGACUUUGGUGCUUAGCUGUCUGAAAAGUAGUGAAUGUAGCAUCGAUAACAGUUUGAAUGUUCAUUUGUAUGAUGGCGAUCUCUCUAUUCUUUUAGAUAGAACUUAUGAUCUUUUUACCUUUAUAGGGAAAACUAAAACUAUAUUACAAUUAAAUACCCCAGUCCAAGAAAACCAAUUGGUUUAUUAAAUUGAUAGUCAUACAACAUUGUCGUAGUUACUUUCCAAACAAUUUUUAUUAACUGUAAAAAUGCAUGUUUAAAGAAGGAAAAAGCAAUUGAAAUAUAUUAUAUGGCAUUAUGCAAUUACAAGCUCAAAAUGCUUUAGUUCCGUAGACAAAAUGUCCAAAUUGGGUCUAAUUAUCAAGAAAAUGUAAGAUCUCAGACAAGAUUCUAUCUUCUCGGAGAUAAACUGCAACAACUUGUGAAAAGAUUAUUAAAAAAAUGUGAUAUGAAGGAUACAUAGCCAAUCGCUGCUAUUGAAAAUCAGAAAAAUUAUUUCUUAAAGAUCAAAUGUAAAGUCUAACGUAACAACUUUUACUCAAAGGGUCACUUGUAUCUAACGAAUCUUCCAUUUCAUUCGAUUUUAAAGUGCUCAUAACUCCUUGUCAAAGACUUUAACAUUUUUGAAUCGGCAAGCAAACAAGAAUCAAUCACACUAAUUUCAUGCAGAGUCAGUUUACUCUAAAGGUGCAUGAUAAGCUAAUUUAGGAGUUUAAAUGUACGUCUUUAUCAUUUAAGGUGAACAAACCUUGUUACCUGUUAUAACAGAUUAAGUGAUAAUAACUGAAUGAUAUGUCUCACUUAUUUUAAUAAACUACAACACAUUUGUA